AUGCAGAUAUUCGUUAAGACCCUUACCGGCAAGACCAUCACUCUUGAGGUGGAGUCUUCCGACACAAUAGACAACGUCAAAGCUAAAAUCCAGGACAAGGAGGGCAUCCCCCCAGACCAACAAAGACUCAUAUUCGCUGGGAAACAACUGGAGGACGGCCGAACUCUUUCCGAUUACAACAUCCAAAAAGAAAGCACCUUACAUUUGGUUCUGAGGCUGCGAGGAGGCGGCAAGCCUAGAUGCACAUUUGAAGGCUGCACAGCUUUCCAACAGCGGAUAAUCGGAGAUUGCAGCUUCUGCAAUGGCCACUUUUGCGGCAAGCACCGACUGCUUGAGAGCCACCAUUGUCCAAAUUUAGAAGAUUGUCGCAAGCAGUCUCACGAGCGUAACGCCGAACAAUUAAACUCCCAGCGGACAGAAACAAGCCGAGUUACGAAAGUCAACUAG
This is a messenger RNA of Orbilia oligospora ATCC 24927, 447 nucleotides long. RefSeq lists its product as uncharacterized. Gene Ontology annotation, biological process: modification-dependent protein catabolic process; protein ubiquitination. The record is from RefSeq and is a predicted model, not a curated record. Gene Ontology annotation, molecular function: ubiquitin protein ligase binding; zinc ion binding; protein tag activity. The transcript has 3 exons. Bases 1 to 447 code for a protein of 148 amino acids. Gene Ontology annotation, cellular component: cytoplasm; nucleus. Lineage: Eukaryota; Fungi; Ascomycota; Orbiliomycetes; Orbiliales; Orbiliaceae.